UGUUGUCAUCUUCAACCAAUAGUGAACCGCUACAUUGUAUCGGCACUGACUCUUGUUAUUUCAGCCGUAAUUGUUCUUUCAUAUUAUUGAUACCAGCCGAACACUCUCGAUAAAAAAAAUAAUUUAUUGGGUUUAUGAAAACCUUUUGAAAUUUUGAACGCAACGUUUGAAAUUAAUUGUAUUGAAAUAUACAAGCAUGGUGCUGUUAAGUUGUUUGCGGAUGAGAAGCAAGGAGUUUCAUUGGAGACUUAUUGGAAAAUAAUGGAUACGUGUGGGUAGCUUUUAAAAAAAACAAUUUCCUGAAGAAAGUGAAGGAAUUUAAUGUAAAGUUGGGUAGUUAGAGAACAGGAGAAAGAAACGGACAGGGGAGUCUCCGCUCGGAGUAAGGAGGAGGAGGAGGAGAAGAGGAGCAUGACGGCUCGGUUCUUAUGGCUGUUAUCUGACUUUCUGAGGCCACUGCUCUACUUUGCUGCUGUAAGGUAGGGCAGCCCUACUCUGCCUGGGAAGCAGCAUCAGACCGACACAUAGACCCCCUACCCCACCAGUGAAGAGUUUUCCUUUUAAUGGAUGCCCAGGUGGCCCUGCCGAUUGUAUGGACAGGUCUUGUCCUGUUGAAUGCCGAGUUAAAGUGGAUUGAUGCUGCCGAGAUCUUCACCAACACUUGGGCUGUCCAGGUCAAUGGGGGCCCUGAGGAGGCUGAACGCAUCGCAAGGGAGCACGGCUUCAUCAACUACGGCAAUGUUUUUGGAGAUUAUUAUCACUUCAGGCACCAUGCCGUGGCGAAGAGGGCAUUGUCAGGACACAAGGGAAUGCACGUCAGACUGGAGAAAGAAACACAGGUCCUGUGGGCGGAGCAGCAAGUGGUGAAACGAAGAAAGAAGAGGGACAUUUUUGAAGACCCCACAGAUCCAGAUUUCCCCAAGCAGUGGUACCUGUCCAAUCCAACACAUCAAGACUUGAAUACGAAAGCAGCUUGGGCUCAAGGCUACACUGGGAGAGGUGUUGUGGUGACCAUCCUGGAUGAUGGUAUUGAAAAGGACCACCCUGACCUCAUCAGCAAUUAUGACCCUGAGGCAAGCUACGAUGUUAAUGAUGGAGAUGCUGACCCCCAACCAAGAUACACACAGCGAAAUGAGAACCGACAUGGGACUCGAUGUGCAGGGGAAGUCGCAGCUGUAGCCAACAAUGGGAUAUGUGGUGCAGGUGUGGCCUUUAACGCAAAAAUUGGAGGUGUUCGUAUGUUGGACGGGCAGGUGACCGACGUGGUGGAGGCUCACUCCCUGAGCCUUAACCCUCAGCACAUCCACAUUUAUAGUGCCAGCUGGGGCCCAGAGGAUGAUGGGAAGUCGCUGGAUGGCCCUGCCAAACUUGCCAAGGAGGCUUUCCUUCAUGGAAUAACCAAGGGCCGCGGCGGACUGGGCUCCAUCUUCGUCUGGGCUUCAGGCAACGGUGGCCGAGAACAGGACAGCUGCAACUGUGACGGCUACACCAACAGUAUUUACACACUGUCCAUCAGCAGCACCACAGAGUCGGGCAACGUGCCGUGGUACAGCGAGCCCUGCUCCUCCACCCUGGCUACCACCUACAGCUCUGGGAAUCCAGGGGAGAAACAGAUAGUGACCACAGACCUGAGGCAGAAAUGCACUGACUCUCACACGGGGACGUCUGCCUCAGCCCCACUGGCUGCUGGGAUCAUUGCUCUGGCUCUGGAGGCAAACAUGAACCUAACCUGGAGGGACAUGCAGCACCUCGUGGUGAGGACAUCCCUGCCGGGGCAUCUUAUCACCGGAGACUGGAAGACCAAUGGAGUGGGACGCAUUGUGAGUCAUUCUUACGGCUAUGGUCUGCUAGAUGCAGGUGCUAUGGUGAGUUUGGCAAACAACUGGACGUCAGUGGGACCUCAGCACCAGUGUGUUAUCACCAUGCUCACAGAACCAAGAGACAUUGGAAACAAGCUUGUGUUCACCAAGAGGGUGGAUGCCUGCUGGGGACGACCAGAGUAUGUCCGAUCUCUAGAGCACGCUCAAGCUCGCCUCACUCUUUCCCACAACCAGCGAGGAAAAUUGGCCAUUCAUCUCAUCAGCCCUCUGGGCACACGUUCCACCCUGCUGUUUCCGAGGCCCAAUGACUAUUCUUCAGAGGGAUUCAAUGACUGGGCCUUUAUGACCACCCACUCUUGGGAUGAGGACCCACAAGGAGAGUGGUCCCUGGAAAUUGAGAACGUUGCAGCUAAUGAACGUGACUAUGGUGUGUUGAGUCAGUUCACUCUCACCCUGUGGGGCACCGGACCCAGCGUUGUUAACCCCUCGUCCCCCGACUUCCCCCGACCAUCCAACAACAGCUGCAAAACAUUCGAUGCCCAGCAGAUCUGUAUUGAGUGCAGCCCGGGCUUCUCCCUCUUCCUCCAAGGUUGUGUGAAGUUUUGUCCCCUUGGUUUCACAUCAGGCCAACAGCUCCUCAACCUGUCGCUUGAGAACUGGGUGGAUCUGUCCUCCGUUCAGGCCUGCUUACCCUGCCAUCUCUCCUGCCUCACCUGCUCAGGUGUCGGACCUACAGACUGCCUUUCCUGUCCGCCUCACAGCCACCUGGUCCUCACCUCCUGUCUGCACCAGAACCAGGUCCAGAGGAAAUCCCCUCUCCCUGGAGGACUGCAGGUUGUGGAGGCUGAGCCAGAGGUGAAGACGCCAGCAGCUGCUGGAGCAGACAAUAACAGCCUACAAGCUGUGAAACCAGGGCUCGCUGCAGCUCCGCCCUCUCAGCUUCCUGUCAUCUUGGCAGUUCUCAGCUGUGCCUUCAUCCUAGCUGCCUUCGUCGGGGUCUUCUUCUUACUCCAGAUGAACUCAGGAGAAGCUUCUUUGGCCUGGAGGACCAAACUGCCCUCUGUGUUUUCAGACACUAGGAGGACUCGACUGGGCUUUGGUUUGGGCUUCCAGCGGGGGCGGGAGAGGAAGGCUCGAAUAUGCUACAAGGGAAUCCCCACUGUGUGGGCUGACGAUGACACCACCAUCUAUGAGUCUGAAUCAGACAUCGAGGAAGUGGACGGUCACAGUGAGAGGACAGCUUUUAUCAGGACGCAUAGCUUGAUGUAGGUGGAUCUGUCGCAGUUGUUGUGGUUUCCUCCCACCGCAGCGUGGAGGGUGUUAGAUCUGACUGUGCAGAGGUCAAACAUGAAGGAUGGAAGAAAAAAAAAAACGCAGGCCUUACUAUCCAAUCAGCAUCACAUACUGAUGCCAUUUCUAGGUUUUUACCGAUCCUAUUUGCUUAAUGAUGCUAUGAUUGUUGUGUUCAUUUUGACCUUUCACCUGUAAAGCGUGUUGCAUAAUAUUACACCCGUUUUUCAUUUCCUGUCAGGUAAAACCACCAACUUAAAUGUAUUUAAUUUCUGUGAUAGACCAACGCAUGGUGACUCUUUCUUCCAGGUAGGAUCUGGCAAACUUUAAAUUGGACUUAAUAAAAAAUGUUCAUUGCCACUCUUCCUUUAGGGCUGGAUUUGUGGAUUAGACAAAUAAUAUUUGUCCUCCUAAAAUAUUUAAUGACUUUUAAAGCCAAUGGUUUCCUAUUUAUUGUAUUUAAAGAUUACCAGAGUAAAAACUGCUGAAUAAAAAUUAGCACUACACUCAUUAAAAUCUUUAUUUUAAAUAAAUAAAAAUAAAAAAACUAUUCAAGCCACAUACAUAUUAUUUCACUGUCAUCCACUAUUUUCUAAUGGUCUAUCAUGUAAAAUCCAAAUGAAACAGGUUCAUGUUUGAGGUUGUGACAUGAAAAAAGGUGGAAAAUUUAAAGGAGUAUUGAAUACUUUAGCAAUGCAUUAUAUGAAGUAUUAAGCAAAUAUUGAACACGUCUGUAACCAUUCUCAGUUUAAAGACGUUUGCUGGAUAUUAUUAAGAGGAUUGGUAUAAUGCUCUUGUAAAAAGAGAAAAAAUGAAAAGUACAGUUGGAAUGAAAGCAGAAGGCAAAGUGUCAAGUGUAAUUUCACCUACAUUUACACCUACAUCUCCCAGAAUGCAACGCUGUAAUAGGUGUUAUAUGAACUGUCUCCACAAGCUGAAUGUCUGCAAACAUCAAAGCACAUUUAUUUGGGCUGUAAUGUCCCACAAACUGCCCUUACAUGACUCCUCCAGAACCACAUGAGGUAUUUCAACCUGAUCCUAAUCAGUAGGCUGGAGUCUGGGAGGAGUAGUCAAGAGAAAAAAAAAAAAAAAUGGAUGAAACAUUUUAAAUCUUGCAGUUCAUUACUUCAUCAAACCCACAUCUGAUGAAUCCCCCAAAUCCAAACCAGGCUUUGAUAGUUUUAUGUUUUAGAUAUAUUUAUUUCCUGACAGUCUGCAGAGCUCGAAGUUAGGAGGUUUGCAUGCUAUUCAUUAAUAGUUGGAAAACUUUAAUUUGAAGAUCUCUGCAGCACCGUGGGACGCCAUAAUAAUGCAUCCCGCAGGCUGUUCUAGCAGGAAACUGUGGAGGAUGUUCAGCCCCCAUUCCAGCUACAGUAAGGAGACAUAUCUGAUGUAUCACUCAGAGAAAUGUACUGAUGUACUUUUUUCUCCUAUUUUAAUGACUCUAUGAAAUCAGUUAGCCAAAGGCUGCUUGGUCGACCUUUGGCAGCCUUGUCCCAGUUGGUUGCUGCUGGUAGAGAAAAAAAUAUGAUCAUUUUCUUCUCAUUUUCCCCACAGAGUGCAGUAUAUUGAUUUCAGAGGCUGCUCUCCCAGAACAUUUUCAUCAAGGUGAAGUUCCCUCCCCGUCUAUUGUCAGCUCCAUACAUUAAAAAGGCAUCCACCAGCUUUAUUUCCCAUCUGUGUAGACUGGGCUCUACACAGGCUGAAUCAAAGCCUUUGGAUUUAAAGGUUGGAAUAAUUGCAGUUACUGAAAAAAUUGGAUAUCUUGUAUUUCUUUUUCUAUGUUUGUUUUAUAGCUCUUUUUUUUAUUCAACUGAUAACGAAUGUUUAAAGUUCUGGAGAUGAGUUUCAUGCUGGAUUAAAAAGACUUGGCUGUUGCA
Messenger RNA from Cyprinodon tularosa, 4990 nucleotides. It is a transcript of the gene furinb, whose product is annotated as furin (paired basic amino acid cleaving enzyme) b. The coding region runs from base 564 to 3089 and encodes 841 amino acids. The record is from RefSeq and is a predicted model, not a curated record. Gene Ontology annotation, molecular function: serine-type endopeptidase activity. Gene Ontology annotation, biological process: peptide hormone processing. Gene Ontology annotation, cellular component: trans-Golgi network; Golgi membrane. The transcript has 16 exons. Lineage: Eukaryota; Metazoa; Chordata; Actinopteri; Cyprinodontiformes; Cyprinodontidae.